AAAGCAUCCCAGCCCUGGUUGGGAGUCAUAGCAGCCACCUAUUUUCUGCAGGGCAGCCGAAUAAACUUCUUAUCUCCAUAUGCACCGCUCCCGGUUUUGGUGGCAAGGCAUCUAAACUCCGAACUAGCUGAGCCACAUUGA
Molecule: messenger RNA, 141 nt
Organism: Trichoderma gamsii
Lineage: Eukaryota; Fungi; Ascomycota; Sordariomycetes; Hypocreales; Hypocreaceae
Exons: 2
Source: RefSeq, a predicted model, not a curated record